Molecule: messenger RNA, 588 nt
Organism: Naegleria gruberi
Lineage: Eukaryota; Heterolobosea; Eutetramitea; Acrasida; Naegleriidae
Exons: 1
Coding region: 1-588 (195 amino acids)
Biological process (GO): thiamine metabolic process
Molecular function (GO): ribonucleoside triphosphate phosphatase activity
Source: RefSeq, a predicted model, not a curated record
AUGCUCGUCAUUGUUGGCUCGACCAAUCCAGUUAAAGUUGGCUGCACCAAAGAAGCCUUUAUCAAAGUCUAUCCAGACAACACGUCCAUAGAAUUUCGUUCUCUCUCUGUUCCAUCUGGUGUUGAUGCCCAACCAAAAUCCAACAAGGAAACUCUUCACGGAGCCACAACAAGAGCACUCAAUGUACAGAAAGCCUUUCUCGAGCAAGAAACAUCAUCUACUGAUGUAGCCACCCACACUGAUGGUAUCUAUUUUGUUGGUAUCGAGGGAGGAAUAGAAUUUGAGAGUGAGACUCGAGUUGCUUCCUCUGCUUUCACUGUUGUUGUUGAAAACAAGACUGGUUAUGUAUCAUCGGCACAAACAUCGAGCUUUUAUUUACCACCAGAGAUUAUUCUUCUCAUCAAGGAGGGCAAGGAAUUGGGAGAAGCUAAUGAUAUUGUCUUUAAAAAGCACAAUUCAAAGCAACAAACAGGUGCUGUAGGGUUGUUGACGAGAGAGAUUGUUACGAGAGCUGCCUAUUACGAACAGGCUCUUGUGUUGGCUUUGAUUCCAUUCAAUAAUAGAGAGAUGUAUCAAUUGGAUAAUUGA